Molecule: messenger RNA, 3030 nt
Organism: Siniperca chuatsi (mandarin fish)
Lineage: Eukaryota; Metazoa; Chordata; Actinopteri; Centrarchiformes; Sinipercidae
Gene: kcnip1b
Product: Kv channel interacting protein 1 b
Exons: 8
Coding region: 839-1516 (225 amino acids)
Biological process (GO): regulation of potassium ion transmembrane transport
Cellular component (GO): voltage-gated potassium channel complex
Molecular function (GO): calcium ion binding; transmembrane transporter binding; potassium channel regulator activity
Source: RefSeq, a predicted model, not a curated record
AGUACAGAUAUGCUGAGAGCACCAGAGCAGAGCUCCUCCACAGACCACAGCCGCAGGGCUCCCACUGCAGUCCCGAGGAAAACCUCACACAGAAAUAUAUACUGGAGGAGAAACUGCUACCUCACAAGACAGAAGAAAAAAGAAAAAAGUGAUCAGACAAAUAUAGAUUGGAGGUGAGAAGAACUGGACGAGGUUCUUGGCUUUUUCUUGGGCGAACAGAACUUCCAGAGCACACGGCUCUUCACGUUUUACUUUUGGAGUCCAUUUAAUAAUUUAUCUUCUGCCUCAUUUUGGUUUGUGGAACACAACUUUGCUUUUUUAAAAGUUUGACGUACAGGUCUGGAUUUUUAAUUUCCAGUCAACAUCUCUGCCCAUUUGGUCAUUUUAGCAAUUCUAGCACCGUUUCAAUACGUGCCUCUAAACUUCACCACAGUGUGUGUGUGUUUGUUCCUUUGAGUGUGUGAGCAUCGGUUUCUGACUGAGUGAGUGAAAUGUACCUGAGUGAAUAGUGGUUGAGUCAACAGGUACUCUGGUGUAAUCGUUUUGUUUUUAAGCUACGUUACAAGCUUUAUUUUGCAGGUGAAUUAUUAUUUAUCCCAGUUCUUAAUUUUUUCUCCACAAGGAUCCCCUUAAAGGACCUUAAUAUGUCACAUCACAAAAACUACUGAGGCAUAUUCUUCUUUGCAAUACGGAUCGCUCUCCACAUUAUAGCAACAUCCCCUGAAAGGACACUGUGGAGACACUUGCAAGCUAAAACCUUUUUUUUUUAGAUAUACUGGAGGAAACUGUUUUUCUCUGGUGAAGCCUCGGCCCCACUGAUCCCUGCCACUACCUCAGGAUGGCUGGCUGUACCAGCCGCUGCAGGCAGGGGUUGCUCAAAUUAAUCCAGUCCCUGCAGAGAUUGGUCUCAGGAACUCUCACAAAAGAUAAAACAGAUGAUGAGCUCGAGAUGACAACGGUGUGUCACAGGCCAGAGGGUCUUGAGCAACUGGAAGCCCAAACUAACUUCACCAAACAGGAGCUGCAGAUCCUCUAUCGUGGUUUCAAGAAUGAAUGUCCAAGUGGUGUGGUAAAUGAGGAGACAUUUAAACACAUUUACGCACAGUUCUUCCCUCAUGGAGAUGCAAGCAUGUACGCACAUUAUCUUUUCAAUGCAUUUGACACUACAAACAAUGGAUCCAUUAAGUUUAAGGACUUUGUAAUGGGCUUGUCUAUACUGCUGCGAGGAACACUGAGAGAAAAGCUUGAGUGGACGUUUCACCUUUAUGACAUUAACAGAGAUGGCUACAUAAACAGAGAGGAAAUGACUGAUAUUGUGAGGGCCAUCUAUGAUAUGAUGGGCAAAUACACCUACCCGGCCCUAAAGGGAGAUGUCCCACAGCAGCAUGUGGAUGCCUUUUUUCAGAAAAUGGAUAAAAACAAAGAUGGAGUGGUGACUUUAGAGGAGUUUAUUAUAGCCUGCCAGGAGGACGAAACCAUGAUGAGAUCGAUGCAGUUGUUUGAAAACGUGAUUUAGGACAAGAGGAGAUGAUGGCGACAAAGACAUGGAAAAUGAGAGGGCUUGGUGUGAGUGCGUGUGUGUGGAUGCAUAUGUGCAAUACGUCCGGUCUCUCCUCCUCCUCCCAUCUUAUCCAGCUGUGGUCUGGAUGCAGCCCGAUUGCCCCACAAUGACUUGAAUGAAAGGACUGUACUGGAAUUUUAGCCUUCCUGCAGAGUUUUAACACACAAUACAAAGUGACUGAUGUGACAGACUUGGACGUAAAAGACAUCGCUCUCAAUUCUGUCUUGAAGAUUGGCCUGUUAAAGAUAAAGAUGCUCUUAUACAUUACAAGGCUGCUCCCAACCAGCAAAGCGCUAUUGUUCAACCAGCAGAACUUUUUUUUUUUUGCCCAAAUAUAAGCGCAUGCUUUUGCAAGAGGUUUUGAUCAAUCUCCAAACAUUUGUCACAUUUGUUGUUAUGGGAAUUUGGCCAUAAGGAUUUCUGUAUUUAUCUCAUGCAUCUAGUGGUUGACAGAUAUGGCAUAUUUCAAAAGUCAUGUGUUGGUUUCACUGUUGCAGUGACCUCUCUACUUUUGUGAUGACCUGGCUGUCGCUUGCCUGCUGAGUCUGUCUGCUGCUUAUUGUUAAGACUCUGUCUAAAGCUUACAGUAGAACGUCAAACAAUUUGGAAACAGUACAUUACAUUGGUCUUGUGUGGUGUGUGUGUGUGUGUGUGCCUGUCUUUGUCUAUGUUGGAACUUAGGUUUUAGUGAAAAGAAAGAAGAAAUCAAGUCAUUCGUUUUAUAUUUCCACCUGCUGCUUCGCUUCUUGUGGUCAAAUCAGUGUGUUGUCAAAAAUGUACAAAAAAAAAAAACCCCAAAACAAGUUUUGUGAAAAAUGUGCAUACAUUUUGGAUUUCGUGAUGAAGUGCUCGCAAAACCAAGAUGUUGAAUAAUUCAUCGAGAGGGGCUUGUAAUCAUCAAACCAGUAUCUUUAUUUGCACAGGUGACCAAGGUGCAACUCGGAGAGUAACACAAUGACAGUAAAAUAUUUGUAUGGUACAACCUAAGUGAUCUUGCUCAAAGGUAUGUCAUUAUACAAGAAACAGUCAGAUGGUAGCUGCUGGGCCAUUCAAAUACCACUGAAUGGCAGCUUUGGAUUGUUUUGAUGACACUGAGGACAGCUGCAUCUGUAUUAGUGAACAUUUGGCACUUUCCUCCUCCAUCCAAACCCAAUCUGUGAUGUCACACUGACAUACAGGUAGAGACAGAACAGGGUGACUUCUGUAGUUACCUGCACAUGGUUUUCUUUGAGUCAGUGUGUGUUUGAAAGCACCACCAUAAUAGAAAACUCACUAUGAUAUAGUAGUUUAAAGCACUAAAAUAUUCAUCACUGUUCUUUUUGCUGUCAGUGGAGCAACUCUUUGCUGUAUGGUACAUGAGUGUGACAUCACAGCCUCUGGUUUCUGAUAUCUGACAGAGUUGUUAAAUCUCACAAAAAUAGAAAGUUAAUUCUAAGCCAUAAGAAUAAAUAUGUAAAUUAUUAAACUAA